AAACACAUUCUCACUGCGUUCCAAAAAAUCGAGGCAAGAGUAAGCAAAGCACGGAAAGGUCUGUAGUAGAUUACAGGUCUUACGGAGUGAAUUUAAAUCCCCGUUUUGUGUGCUAUUAGAGAGAUAAACCUCCAGCCAGCCACUGAAGGUAUACCUUGAUGCCUUUUAAGAGGCAUGGACUCCGAGCCGGGUUGUAAAACUGAAUCCUCGGAUGAACCUACUGCCAAACUACUCAGUGCGAUUACUGAUAUUUAUCAGGAUCAAGUGGAGAAAUCAAAUCUCAAUGAGCAUACAGAAGGCUUUGCCACCCUGGUGACAUGGGCCAAGGCACUGAUGAGAGACAGAGCAGACACAGGAGAUACACAGGCCAGGUUCCUUCUUGGACAGCUCUACUACCAGGAGGGCCGUUAUACAGAAGCUGAGACCAUAUUUGAUGGCAUUAAGGACAGUGAACCUCAAGCUCUUUACCAGUUGGCUGUGAUGUACUAUGAUGGCCUUGGUACUACUGCAGAUCAGAUGAAAGCUGUGGAACACAUGAGAAGAGUGGCAGAGUGGGACACAGGGAAGAUCCAGUACACGGCACUGUACAACCUGGGCAGGGCCUACCUGGAGGGUUACGGAACGCAGCAGUCCAGAGCUGAGGCAGAGAAAUACUGGCUCAUGGCAGCUGAUGAUGGAAACCCUGGCGCGAGUGUGGAAGCUCAGUCCUCUCUUGGCUUGUUCUAUUCCAGCCCUGAAACGCUGGAUCUCAAAAGGGCAUUCUUCUGGCACACUAAGGCCUGUGGGAAUGGCAGCCUGGAGUCCCAGGGGGCACUGGGGAUCAUGUAUCUGUACGGGCACGGUGUGCCCAAGAACCUGCAGGCUGCCCUGUUCUGCUUGAAGGAAGCCGCGGGGAGGGGAAACGUCUACGCCCAGGGCCACCUCAUGGCCUGCUACUACCACCAGAAACUCUAUAGCAAUGCGACAGCCCUGGCACAGAGGCUCUGCCAAUAUGAAGAUAUCGAUGCCAUAGCAAACUUCACCGGCUGUCUCCCUGACUAUGUCAGGAAAGGCAUUUCUAUGGCCCUGUUCUUCUACGCCCGCUGCCUACAGCUGGGUCGAGGAGUCCCACAGGACAGGCAGAGAGCCCAGCAUUACUACACCAAGGCAGCUCUAAUGGACCCAGGCACGUGUAAGGGCCUCCAGACAGACGUCACUCAUGGCAGAAUGUAAUGCGCGUCAGUGUCUCCUCAUGCCUUUCUGUUCCUGUAGUAAACGUGUAACCCUGGAGAAACACAGCUUGCAUUCAAGGGUCUGUCUGUCACAAUAGUGAAAUUUGCCUCUCCUACUCAGCACAGGGACGGGUCAUUGUACUGUACUCGACCGUGCGGGUUUGUUCAUGUUUAGGUCUACUAAAACGUCUUCUUUUGGAAAUCUUUUGGAAAUGAACAAAGACAAAAGGACACAUUAUUUUGCAAUUUAUUGCUUAUAAAUGCUCUAGCCUAUUUUUCGUAAAAAUAAAAUCUAUAAUAAUAUCACAAAUGAAAUUGUCACAAUAACUUUACAUGACAUAUUGCACAAUUAAAAGCUUUCAUAAUCACAAUGUAUGUACACAAUGUAUGUAAAUGUACUGUAGGGAGGCUUAAGAGGUCCAUGUUUUCAUUCGUGUUUUUUUUUGUUUGUUUUUUUAAUACAACACUCAUUCUACAACUUCACAUUUGUAGACCAUAUUGGGUCUAACAAACUGGCAUACAAAAAAAAAAAAAAAAAGAAUCAAACAAAUGAUCUUGGGUGGCUGGCAACUCAGCAUGAGGAUGAGAGGACGGAUAAGACA
Electrophorus electricus (electric eel) is the source of this 1813-nucleotide messenger RNA. RefSeq names its product LRP2 binding protein (gene lrp2bp). The record is from RefSeq and is a predicted model, not a curated record. Gene Ontology annotation, molecular function: protein binding. Lineage: Eukaryota; Metazoa; Chordata; Actinopteri; Gymnotiformes; Gymnotidae.